This is a messenger RNA of Phycodurus eques (leafy seadragon), 5166 nucleotides long. It is a transcript of the gene myrf, whose product is annotated as myelin regulatory factor. Gene Ontology annotation, molecular function: DNA-binding transcription factor activity; sequence-specific DNA binding. NCBI's taxonomy places the organism in Eukaryota, Metazoa, Chordata, Actinopteri, Syngnathiformes, Syngnathidae. The coding region runs from base 423 to 3545 and encodes 1040 amino acids. The record is from RefSeq and is a predicted model, not a curated record. The transcript is spliced from 27 exons. Gene Ontology annotation, biological process: positive regulation of DNA-templated transcription; protein autoprocessing; central nervous system myelin maintenance. Gene Ontology annotation, cellular component: nucleus; endoplasmic reticulum membrane.
GAGGAGGGAAACCAACUUCACUCGCCUUGGAGGAUUUUUACGCAGAUUUUACGCAUACCAUUUGACAGACUGGAUGCACUAUCCUCGCAAUUUAUUGAUUUGUUGACAUCGUGACACGGUUUCUAUGGCGUGUGGGAGCUGAAGUAAACUUAGCUCAUCAAAAUGAGUAUCCACAUCACUUGUGGAUUUGCUUGAGAAAUCGCUUCUUUGACCGCGCUUCGUCACGAAUGUGUUGAGCAACUGCACGGGAGACAGACGCUCUCUUCGUGCAGGAUUGGAUUGAAGUGAAUUUCAACAUUAAGUUCCGUCCACUAAAAGUUUUUGCUCAUUGCGAUGCAUCCGUGAGAGUUUCCCCCUUCCGAAUUGCUGUCGUUCGGAGCAGGGGGGACCUUUGAUGGAUUUUUUAUGCGGGACCCGCUAGGAUGGACGUGGUAGAUGAAACUGAAGCUCUACAGAGAUUUUUUGAAGGCCAUGAUAUUACCAGUACUCUGGAUACAGCCAACAUCGACACCAGUAUCCUGGAAGAGUACAUCAGCAAGGAGGACGAUAGCACUGACAUCUGUUUCUCAGAGGUCCACAGCACCCCGGGACCAAAUUACUCAUCUCCCCAGGCAGGAGUGUCCUCCUCUGGGGGGUUGGUGUGUGGCGUGAGCCCUCCGAUUCCCCUCCGCCAGGGAGCCCCGCCCCCCGGACCCCAAAACUGUCCAAACGCAUACCCUCCAGGUCCUUCCCUGAGCCUACGGCACAGCUACCCCUGCCUGGGUCAGCAUCAGCAACACCAACAACAGCAGCAGCACCACCAACACCAGCAGCACCAGCAACAGGCUCACGUCAAACCCGAGCACAGAGGCCACUACGCCCCUGGAACUCUUCCUGAGUCUCCGCCAGACUCAAGCUCAGAGCCGUACUCUCCUCAACAGGUGAAUGAUCCCCACAUGAUCAGGACCAUGACACCGGAAAACAUGUGUCACAUGACUCCGACGCCACCCCUUCCGCCUCAUGGGCAUUAUCCCAGCAUGCACCGUGACAUGUACCUGAAGCCUGAGCCUAUAAUAUCACAAUAUCCUAUCGGUCCAGCCACGAGUGCAGGUGGAGGAGACCUGCAGCAGGCACAGAUGCUCCACCAGCUUCUGCAGCAUCCGCAGGGGCAGGAUGGAAUUCCUGUUCACCAGGCCAAAAAGAGGAAGCAUUCUGACUCACCCAACAGCACUAUCAAUUCCCAAAUCCUCACAGGUAUCAUCAAACAAGAACCAGGUUUGAUGCAGGAUGCAGACAGUGGAUACAUGGACCCAAAUUAUCAGUGCAUCAAGUGGCAACCUCACCAGCAGAACAAGUGGACGCCACUUUAUGAUGCAAACUGCAAAGAGCUUCCGAUGCCGACCUACAGAGUUGACGCUGACAAAGGCUUCAACUUCUCCUUGUCCGACGAUGCUUUUGUGUGCCAGAAGAAGAACCACUUCCAGGUGACGGUGUACGUAGGCAUGCUAGGAGAUCCCAAGUUCGUCAAGACAAGUGAAGGCCUUCAGCCCAUCGACUGUUUCUAUCUGAAACUCAACGGAGUGAAAGUGGAGGCCAUGAACCAGUCCAUCAAUGUGGAGCAGUCACAGUCAGAUCGAAGCAAGAGGCCUUUCAAGCCAGUUCUGGUCUCCUUGCCCCCAGAGCAAGUCACAAAAGUGACAGUGGGGCGGCUCCAUUUCAGCGAAACCACAGCAAACAACAUGAGGAAGAAAGGGAAACCAAAUCCUGACCAGAGGUAUUUCAUGCUGGUGGUGGCACUGCAUGCUCAGUCCCACAGUCAGACCUACACUGUGGCUGCUCAUGUGUCUGAGAGGAUCAUCGUCAGGGUAACGUCCAGCCAUGCAUCCAACCCAGGCCAAUUUGAAAGUGACUCAGAUGUGCUGUGGCAGCGAGGCCAAUUACCCGACUCAGUCUACCAUCACGGGAGAGUCGGCAUCAACACAGACCGGCCGGACGAGGCCCUUGUUGUCCACGGUAAUGUCAAGGUCAUGGGCUCCCUUGUGCAUCCGUCUGACAUCCGAGCCAAAGAGAAUGUACAAGAGGUGGACACCACAGACAAUUUGAAACGGAUUUCUCAGAUGAGGCUGGUCCAUUAUCAAUACAAGCCCGAGUUUGCUGCCACCGUCGGCAUAGAGAACACUGCAGAGACUGGGGUGAUUGCUCAAGAAGUCCAACAAAUCUUACCUGAGGCAGUCAAGGAGGGGGGUGAUGUUGUGUGCGCCAACGGUGAAACCAUUCCCAACCUUUUAGUUGUCAACAAGGAGCGCAUCUUCAUGGAGAACGUGGGUGCGGUGAAGGAGCUAUGCAAGCUGACAGACAACCUCGAGACCCGAAUAGACGAACUGGAGCGCUGGAGCCGCAAACUGGCCAAGCUGCGACGUCUCGAUAGCAUGAAGAGCACCGUGAGCGGAGGCACGGUCAGCCAGUCAGGAAGUUAUUUUAGCAGGACAGGAAGUGGUCCCCACAAAAAGAAGACGGUCAAACCUGGGAGCAAGAGCCCACUUCCAGAUCAAGGUUGUAUCAGUCAGAAGUUCAUGCAGGGGAGCAUCCUGGCCCUCGUCAUCGUCAUGGCCUUCAGUGUCAUAUCCAUGUCCAUCCUUUACGUACUGACUCUUCAUCAUAGAGGAGACGUCACAGACAAAGAUGGCUUUGUUUCCUACCCAUGUGCUCUCUCCGUCUCUUGGAUACCCAUCUUCACUGCCACUGUCACUUUCUGUCCGCCUGCAUGUUCAUGGUCAAGAGCUGCAAUGGGAUCCUCACACAAGAGUCCAUUUGUUCUGCUUUCCACGACGCCUGCAUCAGCUUGCUGUUCGACCACAGCCUCGAACAACCAAUCCUCAACCAUUGUGACAUUAAAUAACAACCAAUCUGCUGCAGCUCCAGACAACUUGGUUCCCACACCAGGCAUCAUUAAUAAGAAGGCCAAGUCCAGAAUAAUGGACAAGGAUGGACGCAACAGAAACCGUCUCAGUCACACGUCUGCGCCGCUGUACCUGGCCAAGUCCAAAAGGCCUCCAUCGACAGACUUGGAUGGAGCGGGAGCCGCCAACCGUCUGCCUGGCGGGCAGCAACCACCACCACGCAGACAGCGCAGUGUAUAUUUAAAAGGAGGAAGAUCAACUCCAUCUCUGACCGGUCUUCAUAUAGUGGAGACGGACCAAGAAAUCACAACACAACAAUGUAAAACCCCCAAAAGCUGCAGCUACACAAUAUCCCUCCAUGGAAACACAAAUUCUUCACUAUCACAACUCACUUUGCACAUGAUGUCCACUGACAGUGUGUGGAUCCAACAAUGUAGAGCCACCAAAGGACGUCUUUGUCCAAAUCACACUGACACAGAGCUGUACAGUGGAGAACAAACAUCAACACAGGGAACUCAUCACUUGUGGUCAGUGCCUCUGCUGUCCUUCCAGGACAUCACCUAUCACUUUCGUGUCUCCUCGUCUGAUGGAAUGAGUUGUGCCACCGAGGGAGAAAUGACCUCCUACUCAGACUACCACUUUGUCAUUGAAAGCAGCUGCGUGUGAGAUGUGAGAGGACGCCUGCCCACUUCCUUGUGCCUUAGAGCGAGCCACAUCCACCUGUGGAUUUUGUCUCAUUAUUGUACAUUCUUUUUUUAAAAAGUCAUGUAAAACUAUAUAUCACUGCACGUCAUGUUGUCUCGCUCGGAUCGACAUCUCCUUUUGCUGUCAUCGUCUGUUGUUUGCGUCUGGAAAUGUUUGCGAUUGAUUGACAACUGUGUUGCACCACAGUUUAAUGCCACCGUGAAAUGAUGCUUGAGAAUUUUGAACUGAAAUUAUCGAUCACAAACACAUCGUACUGUGCACCAGAAUUCUCUGGGUGACACUGUACACAUUUUUGAUGACUAUAUGUACACUGAAACUAGCGUCACCUCAAAACAUGAAUACGUUCAUACACUGGUGAGUUUAAAGGUACAGCUAGGUAUGGCUGCAACCUGCAUUUUACCUCAAAUAGUUCACACUGCUACUUCCUUGGUAUCUUUUGCCUCAGUUUGUGAGAAUACUGUGCAUCCAGAUGAGAACACUUUUCCUCUUAAUGGCAUAUUCAAAAUAUCAGAAUCCUGCAUAAAACUGAUAAUGUAUGCAUUACUGCACAAAUAUGGUUAUGCUUGUCUGUUGUUGAGGGGACCAAGUCAUGCUCAUUUCUUCAGUUACAUGUGUUAAGACUGGAUGAAUAAAUGGUUAGUAACUGGAAAUUCCAUAGAUGAUUAUAAUAAAAUAUGUCAAACACUGACAAUAUUUCACAGAAACAAAAACAACAACACUGGAAUAGCUCACACUGAAAUUUGCUUAUGCUGGUAAUGUGCGAACAUUUUGCUUUUCCACUCCACCCCCCCCAAAAAAAUAUAUCCUUUCCCACAUUUUCAUCAGUGAUUAUAAAGCUGCAAGACACUCCAGAAAUGACUAUAACAUCACUGUUUAAAAUAUGUCUCUCACACUACAAUGAAUAAUCUGCACCGUCUUGUAACAAUUUUAAUAUGGGUGAUAUAAUGUUGGGUAUGUUUUCCGAUUUAAAAACAUUCUUGUCUUGUUCUCAAAUGUUGUGUUUUUAGUUGUCCACACAUAGGUUUUCAGACAAAUUCAAUACCUUCUAUAGGAAAAACAGCCAUCAGAGAAAACAAUGUAUUUACCAUAAUAUGAAUACUCAGAGCAAGAUUCUUUCUGUUACUUAUGGGUUGUGUAGUACUUUUGCUUAUUUAUAAUGCACCAGCUAGCAUAAAUGAAACCACUGUAGCACUUUUCACACUGUGUAUAUAUACACUGUAUAUAAGUAAUGAAUUGCUCUUGCUCUGCUCGUCAGCUUUAGAUACUCCAGUAGAACUGCAUUACAUGUAACUGUGUGGCAGCAUUGUGUUUAAAACAGAUGCUAAUUUUUGUGUUAUCAUAUUGUUUUUAAAGUCCAUGUUUUUGUUGUUGCUGUCUACAUAAAAUUCAACUUUAGCUACUCAGAACAAGAUUAAUGAUGAAAUGUGAAGUUAAAAUACCAUAUAACUAACUUGAAUACUUAAAUCACUAGUGAGUCCACUUUGUCACCACUUUUCCAGAGCUUUUUAUGUCAAGAAAAUGCUGUAAUACUGUAAAAGCAAAUAAAUGAAUACAUAAACAUAUACAUAAAUAAAGAAAUAAA